Messenger RNA from Anguilla anguilla (European eel), 1365 nucleotides. RefSeq names its product elongation factor 2-like. The transcript is spliced from 7 exons. Gene Ontology annotation, biological process: translational elongation. Gene Ontology annotation, molecular function: ribosome binding; GTP binding; GTPase activity. NCBI's taxonomy places the organism in Eukaryota, Metazoa, Chordata, Actinopteri, Anguilliformes, Anguillidae. The coding region runs from base 154 to 1350 and encodes 398 amino acids. Gene Ontology annotation, cellular component: ribonucleoprotein complex; cytosol. The record is from RefSeq and is a predicted model, not a curated record.
GCUGCUGGAGACGUAGAGGACACAUGCCCCGCUGUUCUUUAUAAAACCGUGCUGUCUCUCUCCUCUGCCUAUACCCAGCGGUGGCAGGCAGUGUAUUGAACUUAGUCGUGUGCCUUUUCUUCAUCAAAAGCAAAUUCGCUUGCAUCUAACAAAAUGGUGAACUUUACCGUAGACCAGAUCCGUGGCAUCAUGGACAAGAAGUCCAAUAUCCGGAACAUGUCCGUGAUCGCGCACGUGGACCAUGGCAAGUCCACCCUGACGGACUCUCUGGUGUCCAUGGCCGGUAUCAUCGCCUCAUCGCGCGCCGGGGAGACCCGCUUCACCGACACGCGCAAAGACGAACAGGAGCGCUGCAUCACCAUCAAAUCAACGGCGAUCUCCAUGUACUACGAGCUGGGCGAGGGCGACCUGACCUUCAUCAAGCAGUGCAAAGACGGCCCCGGCUUCCUCAUCAACCUCAUCGACUCUCCCGGGCACGUCGACUUCUCCUCCGAGGUGACGGCCGCGCUGCGCGUCACCGACGGCGCCAUGGUGGUCGUGGACUGCGUCUCCGGCGUGUGCGUGCAGACUGAGACCGUGCUGAGGCAGGCCAUCGCCGAGCGGAUCAAGCCCGUCCUGAUGAUGAACAAGAUGGACCGCGCCCUGCUGGAGCUGCAGCUGGAGCCCGAGGAGCUCUUCCAGACCUUCCAGCGCAUCGUGGAGAACAUCAACGUCAUCAUCUCCACCUACGGGGAGGACGAGGGCGGGCCCAUGGGCAGCAUCAUGGUGGACCCCGUCAUCGGGACGGUGGGGUUCGGCUCAGGGCUCCACGGCUGGGCCUUCACGCUGAAGCAGUUCGCCGAGAUGUACGUGAGCAGGUUCACCACCAAGGGCGACGCCCACCCGGGGCCUGCGGAACACUGCAAGAAGGUGGAGGACAUGAUGAAGAAGCUCUGGGGAGACAGGUUUUUUGAUCCGGCUGCUGGAAAGUUUAGCAAGUCGGCCACUGGCCCCGAUGGGAAAAGGCUUCCCCGCACAUUCGUCCAGCUCGUCCUGGACCCCAUCUUCAAAGUGUUCGACGCCAUCAUGAACUUCAGGAAGGACGAGACGGCCAAGCUGAUCGAGAAGCUGGACGUCAAGCUGGACGCCGAGGACAAGGACAAGGAGGGCAAGCCCCUGCUGAAGGCGGUGAUGCGUCGCUGGCUGCCCGCCGGCGAGGCCCUGCUCCAGAUGAUCACCAUCCACCUGCCGUCGCCCGUCACCGCGCAGAAGUACCGCUGCGAGCUGCUGUACGAGGGGCCCGGCGACGACGAGGCCGCCAUGGGUACGGAUACGGCGUCUCUAUCGCCCCCCUCAGGCUUGGAGGGGUAGGGACGCUUUUCUGCU